Messenger RNA from Polyodon spathula (Mississippi paddlefish), 907 nucleotides. It is a transcript of the gene snrnp70, whose product is annotated as small nuclear ribonucleoprotein 70 (U1). Bases 293 to 907 code for a protein of 204 amino acids. Gene Ontology annotation, cellular component: U2-type prespliceosome; precatalytic spliceosome; U1 snRNP. The record is from RefSeq and is a predicted model, not a curated record. The transcript has 8 exons. Gene Ontology annotation, biological process: mRNA splicing, via spliceosome. NCBI's taxonomy places the organism in Eukaryota, Metazoa, Chordata, Actinopteri, Acipenseriformes, Polyodontidae. Gene Ontology annotation, molecular function: mRNA binding; U1 snRNA binding.
CGGCGGGUUGCUAGGCAACUCGAUUCGCGCUGUCGCGAGCAGGGCGCCAUUUCGUGGUUCCUGGGACACGCGCGCGAGAGAGAGUCCGGUUAUUAAAAUUAAAAACUUAAUAAAGCUAAUGAGGAGGCGGCCAGGCGGCUGCAACGCGAAGAGCUCCGACACUUCCCCCGGGACACAGAGCGGCUCAACAGACCCAUCCACCCAUCUCCAGAUCCGCAGGCAGGCCGGGAUCGUUUCAUUGCUUUCAUCAGGCCGGAGCGAGGAGCCGCUGCUGCAGGGAGCGCGGUGAAACAUGACGCAGUUCCUUCCCCCGAACCUGCUGGCGCUCUUCGCGCCCCGGGACCCCGUACCGUACCUGCCCCCCCUGGAGAAACUGCCCCACGAGAAACACCACAACCAGCCCUACUCCGGGAUCGGCUCCUUCAUCAGACACUUUGAGGACCCUCGCGAUGCCCCGCCACCCACCAGAGCGGAAACGAGAGACGAGCGCUUGGAGAGAAAGAGACGAGAGAAGAUAGAGAAGAGACAGAGCGAUGUGGAGACAGAGUUGAAGCUGUGGGACCCCCACAAUGACCCCAACGCGCAGGGCGAUGCUUUCAAGACCCUCUUCGUGGCCCGAGUGAAUUAUGACACGACCGAAUCCAAGCUGCGGCGCGAGUUUGAGGUGUACGGACCCAUCAAAAGGAUCUACAUCGUUUUCAACAAGAGCUCCGGCAAACCUCGCGGCUACGCCUUCAUAGCUUCCAAUCAGGCAGCCGGCUCCGUGGCUGAGCCACAAUGGCGCCAGUUUCCUAACCCUGUUCAGCUCGGCUCGGUUCGGCUCGGCUCAGCUCAACUCCAGCAGAACGAGUUUCAACUCAAGAACCUGGACGCCCUGGCAGCCAUCCCGGCUCCAAUUUCUCCAUAG